CGCAAAACAUCCGCUAGGCGGCUAGGCCUCUUAGUAGCGCGGUUGAAAUAUCAAGAAGCGGCAAUGGUGACUGAAUAGUUUGCUGGUUGUGCGUGUGCUGUGUGUUGCUUAUGGUCGCAAGUGGAGGGCGGAGGCGGAUACUCGAUUCCUAGGUGGAAGCACGCCAUCGCAGCCCACUGCUCGCCCGGGGAACUUUCGUGGACCGUCUUACACGGAUUAUCAUCUACGCCUAGUCGGAGGAAUGUGGAAAGCGACGCUUGUUAUCCUACUACUGCUCGCCGUCAAUGGAGUACUACUCGCAGCCGAAAAGGUGCAAAGCACAACAGAAAAGCAUGGCGAUAACGGCAUGUUCUUCAUUGAUGAUCCCCAGAGUGACCAGGCUGUGGAAGGCAGUGCAGAUUUUGAAGACACGGACUCGUCCUCUGGGAUAGGAGACGAUGAAGAUGCUGAGGGCUCUGGGGAUGAACAUCUGUCUGAGGAAGAAAUGGGCUCUGGGACAGUAGGUCCAGUGUUUGUCACACCCAAAGUCACGGUGGUCACGGACACGAAACACGCUCCCAAAUACGAAGCCAAGCCAAAGGGCACCUCUCACAGUCCUGAGGAAGGAAACGAGAUUCCAGAGUUGUCCGGUCCGGUGACAUCAACCAAGGGCCCUAGCAUCAAUGUGGCACACGGUCCCCCAAGCAGUGGCCAUGACGACGACAAUCGGCAAAGCAACAAUAUACCCUUGGGGCGCAAGCAGGACAACCGACCGUCCUCCUUUUUUGCUCAGCCUGGCAUUUUGGCAGCGGUGAUCGGUGGUGCCGUCGUGGGCCUGUUGUGUGCCAUCCUGCUUGUCAUGUUCAUUGUCUACCGGAUGCGCAAGAAGGACGAAGGAAGCUACGCCCUGGACGAACCCAAGCGGUCACCGACAGUCAACUCGUACAUGCGUAGCAGCAACAAGGAGUUCUACGCCUAGAGAGAGAUCGCCACCAACACUCGUGCAAAAGAGACGCCUCUCCUCCUCUUUCCCACUUGCCUGUACCCUCGGCUCGCGCAACACCAGCAUCAAAGGGCAAGCCACAAACUUCUCAAGUGGAAGCGUCGUCGAAUGCUGCGGAAGUGUGCAACUAGAAGUUUGUGCAGUUUGCCGUGCGGGUUCCCCAGCUCCAUCCUGUUAUUUUUUCCCUCUCCACGUACAGUAACUCUUUUAACAACUUUUUCUUUUUUUUCCUAGUUGCCUUCUUGUGUUCCUUGACAUUGUUUUAACCUGAAGCGCAUUCUUAAAAAAAAUGACAUUUUAAAAACAAUGUUCGGUUUGUUGUGCCUUAUAGUUGUCACUUGAUGUAACGAAAUUUUUUCUUACAUUAGUUGACUUUUUUAACACCGUGUGUCAUCGUCCUGGUAUAGCGCAGUCAACGACGGCUCCUUACUGUUGGCACUGCUAGCAGAAAUACCAUGUCAGCUGGAACUGAAGGGCCUUCCAUUCAAUGCUGCCUGUCAAGUGCUGUCUGAGGGGUGUCUCUCCUAGUGCCAUUUAUUUAAGCCUUCUUACUUAUAGACCAUUGCUUUGACGCUGUGGUUUUAUUUGAUGCAAGCUCAUUGUCGGGGUGUAAGCAGCGGAAAACGUCUAGCGCCAGGACUCGUGGUUGUCCCCACGCUUCGCACGUAAAGUUGCAUUGGCAGUCAAAACAGGAAAACGUAAAUUGGGUGCUUUACAGAUGUCCCUGCUGUCGCAUUAAGGCACCAACAAAGGGAUGCUUGUGGAAGCAAACUGUUUACUUUGUUCUUGGCUGGGGAAUUGGUACAGCAUUCAACUUGAACCACUCUUUACCUGUUCGUUCCAUCUUGACAGCAGUGUCAUAGAGAUGUCUUGUUUGUACAUUCCAGCUGCUGUUCGGGAUGGGUUUCUGUCGUCCGCUUUCCUUACAGUGACAAUGUUCCUUACAUUCGCAAUUCUCUGCUGGCAAUUGGUCCUCUGUGGGAUUUAGUUACAGACUAGCCAAAAGCUGCAAGAUGUUGCUAAUCCAUGUGCAAUUACAUUUCUAAGUUCUGUGGGUUUUCGGGUUGGUUGUCUCGUCGAUGACAAAGCAGACUACCCCCAGUAGAACACUCAGUUUGUUUCACGGAACCACCCAGUCUCUUGUCGGAGUUCUACUAAGGCCCCAAUGCUCGGUUCCCUGCCAAGAGUGCACGUUGGUGAGCUCGUAUAGGCUCUGCACGUGUUCACAGACCAACGGUGUGUGUGUGUAUGUGUAAGGCUUUGGCGUGUGCCACAAAAUGAGUGCAAAGUAUAUUGUUCCUCUUUUUCCACUGUUCCUCACUGCGUAACUUUGUACUGUUGUGUUGUCCACCAGAAGGCCUCCCCACCCUGACCAAAAGUCUAGAUUGCCACACACCAACACUGAGUAACAAGCGAUUGCACUUUAGCUCCAGCAUGAAACUAAAGUUAUCUUGACAAGCAUCUAUAUACUUUCAAAAGGCUCGCUAACUUUCUGUUGCAUUUAUUGCUUCUCUAGUGCUGUUGCCCCCGAGAUGAAAAGAUGCCUUGGGAGCGUAGUGUUCACGAAUAAGUGGUCAGAUGCAAGCGUUCAGCAGGCAGCAGUACUGGAUAAGUAAAUCUGCUACAUUUGUGGAGUGUAGCAGCGCUCUUUGAAGUCUUCAGUUGAAGCUUUGAUAAACUCGUAUUGUGGCUUAGGAUGGGCUGGCCUUUCCAAGCUUUGCGGACAACACUUCUCGUGUCUUCAGCCUGCCCAAGACGUCUUUUUUACGUUUACCCCUGUGUACCCCCAUCUCCCCUCACUUGAAGUGCUUAUAGAGUUUUGUAUUGCCCAUUUUCUUUUUCUAUACGAUAUACACAUAUACACGAAUGGGAUGUGUCGUGAAAGUUUGUGUGUGUGUGUCACUCUGUGCAAGAGGGUAUGGCUGUAGCUUUGAAAUCUGGGAUUGAAUGGAACAUCGGUGCUUUCAAGUGGAGAGCAUUUCCAUUGUCUCAACGGAGCCCACCUGCCCACGCGUUCUGGGCCCUCUUAUGCAUCUAGCUUGUAUGGAACUACACCUUCCUUGACUGUCUCGCCGACAGCCCUCUUUCUCGGUUUGUCUCAGCGUCUUUCCCCAUUCAUUUCUUUUAGCAUGCAUGUUUAGCCUUCAAGAGGCCUCACCUGUGUCGUCGCCUUCCUUUUUCUUGUACAUACUUCACAAACCGAGUCACCCCAUGUGUCCCGAGGGAAAUGAAUGCAAAAGAACCGAACAGCCAUGGGAGCAUCCGGUACGAAGUUUGGCGUGCUUUGCACGCUUUUGCCUUGAUGAAAAUGCUUUGGACUCCUUUCUCUUUUGCCUUUCUUUUUUUUUUAAUGUACCGUGCCUGUUGUUGUUGGUUUUAGUGCAUAGUGUGUUCAAAAGAGCCUGUAAAUACUGUACACUUUUCCAAAAUUUGCUUAAGGGACACCCAAACUUGUCUUCAACAUUGCAAGAGUAGUAUUCUUUUAUCGAACCUUGUAUGUGUGACCACUGGAUGUUCUAGCAGUUUGUGUGUCUUCGUAAAGGUGGGGUCAUCAAGAAAUUCCUUUUUUUAACUGAGCAUCAGAUGGCCUCUCCAUUUACAAUUUUAACUUCCUUGGAACUCGCAGUCCUGAACAACUGCUUUCUUUUUUUUUUUGGUGCUUACCUUUUCAUUGUGACCCUACCAUGGGUUUCUAUCUGGGCUGCAGUAUAUGAAUAAUACACAGGAUAUUUUAAUUCAAUGCCUUACGAUUCCAGCCCUGCUCUUGAACCACAUUUCUCAAUGCUGGUCCGGUGUUUCGUCGUUGCGUUAAAUUUUUUUUUUUACUACAAAGUGUUAACUGUGACCUCUGCUUGAUGCUGCAAUUGACCGUUUCUUGCAUUUCAAAUAACCUUUGAAGUUUCCAGUAGACAGUUUUUUUUUUUCUGCUCACUGCUAGAAUCUUAAUAUAUUAUAUGCAAAGAGUGCGUGUUGUUGUACGGUGUUUUCACACAUCCACAUACAACUGCUGCAAAGCAUUUUUUUUGUACAUGUUUAAUUUAAGACGUCGCUGCAUCAAAGACCAAACAGUAGCUUCCAAAUGUACCAAAACUGUGGUGUGUCCGCAUUAGUCAUCUUGGCUGCCUGUCAGCGCAACUGCAGACAGGCUCCAAAGAGUGCACAGUUGAAGACACUGGUCUCGACCUUGUAUUGCUGCGAAAACAUUUUUGUACAGAGGUUUUCAUAGUUGUCAAUACAAUAAAUUGAUGGAUUUACAAAAAAAAAGCAAA
Messenger RNA from Dermacentor albipictus, 4251 nucleotides. RefSeq names its product syndecan-like. NCBI's taxonomy places the organism in Eukaryota, Metazoa, Arthropoda, Arachnida, Ixodida, Ixodidae. The record is from RefSeq and is a predicted model, not a curated record. Gene Ontology annotation, cellular component: membrane; cell surface. Gene Ontology annotation, biological process: cell migration.